Caenorhabditis sp. 36 PRJEB53466 is the source of this 2552-nucleotide messenger RNA. The record is from the annotation of a GenBank genome assembly. Lineage: Eukaryota; Metazoa; Nematoda; Chromadorea; Rhabditida; Rhabditidae.
AUGAACCUCUCUUUGUUUGUGCUCCUGAUUCCUGCAGUGAUCGGGACCAAAGAGUGGAAGGUAUUGUGUCUAUUGUUUGUCUCACUUUACUAACCAACUUUUCUAGAACGUAUUCGUUCCAAGUACCCAACAAUCUCAAACAAUCGCCGGAGUAAGUGCUCAAUGUGCAAAUGACACUGCCACGUGGCAAAACUCUUUGCACAUUGUGUCGGAAGUCUCUGUCGAGUGCUUGAUUGAGAAAAAGUGUACGGCUGAAGAGGCGCAGAAGAUCAAGGAGAACUUUUAUGCGCUGGAACGUGAGUUCAAGAUGACUAGGACAGUAUUCAUAUCGAUUUCACAGAACUAGACGCCUGGGGUAAGAUUCCGUCUUCCGGGCUGUUCGAAAUUCCAUUGAUCUUCGAUGGAUCCUACCAGGAAUGUCAACGAAUCAGUGGCGAGAAGUAUGAGACCAACUACUGCUACAUGAUCUUAUUGCCGGGAAAGGUACGAUACAUGAUUUUUGUUCAAUGCACAUGAUACUUUUUAGAAUGCCACAUGCAAUCUGAUCAACGGAGUCCCUUCUACAAUCUUCUUCCGAAGCGCGGUGUGCAUGCCCAACUCGUGCACUUCCUCGGACCUUCCGACCGUCUACAAUCAGAUAUCCUCGAUGCCGUUCACCGCGUGCUCCGCAUUCUGCUCGAGAUUCGCGGUGGAGAAGACGUCGUCGUGGUGGGCGUUCAGUGCAUUUCUCCUCGUCGUCGUCUGUUUCGCCCUGCUUGCCACGUCAGUCGACUACGUUCGCGAGGCGAUCGGAAUGAAGGAAAGGAAUGAGAAUUGGAUGCUCAAAAUACUGCUCACGCUCUCAUUGUGGACCAAUGCGGAGCUCUUGUUGUCGGUCAGAGAGCACAAACCGGGAUUCAUCAAGUCACUGGAUUGCAUUCGAUUCCUCUCCAUGUUGUGGGUCGUCACCGGACACACUUUCACCUAUAUGCUGUUCCCAGGCGAGUGCUACCAGUUGAGCAUACUUUUAAAGACUAGUUUCAGAUCAAAUUCUUACUGUCACCGGGUUCUUCAAGCACUUCUGGAACCAUCUGCUACUAAACGCCUUUCUGUCCGUGGACACAUUCUUUCUGCUCUCUGGCAUUGUCGUUUCUUACCUAUUCUUCAAAACCCGUCUGACAGUGAAUCAAAUCAAAAGCCCUGUCACGUGGAUCCUCUUCUACGUGCACAGAUACCUCAGACUCACUCCUCCCAUCAUGAUCUUCAUCGGAUUCUUCACAGUCUACGGCUACUAUAUCCAAGGCCCUUCGGCGGCUGCACAAAUGAGUAAGUCCUACUGAAACCAAUCAAUUCUCCCGUUUCUUUUGCAGACCAGCUAAUCCCUCAAGUGAACGCGUGUCAACAGUACUGGUGGAGAAACCUGAUCUACAUUAACAAUUUGCUACCCAACGAAGAACAGUGCUACGGAAUCACGUGGUACUUGGGAGUGGACACCCAGUUGUACGUGAUCGCUCCCUUCGUUCUUAUCGCUCUCUACUUUUCCUUUGCUGCCGGAGUAGCCCUGAUAACUGCUGGCUGUGUGGGAAGUAUCAUCACUGUCUAUGUGCUCUAUGGGAUCAAUGAUCUCCCGGCGGAUUUCUUCGGAAAUGGGUUGGUUUCUAAGGCUCAUCUGCUUGCUGUAUGAUUCCUUGUUUACAGUGUGAACACAAACUUCUACGAUAUAAUAUACGACAAGCCCUGGAUCCGCUGUCCUCCGUAUCUGGUCGGACUUUUGGUCGGAUAUUGUCUGGCCACUUACGGAAAGAGGAAAGUGCGACUGAACUGGGCACUGGCGGUCACUGGAUGGAUAAUAGCAUUCGGAAUCGCUGCCGCUUGCAUCUUUGCGACUUAUGACUAUGACAAAGGAUCCCAUUGGAGGUACACAUUCGAAUCUAAACUUUAUCCACUUUCAAUGUCUUUCAGCGUCUUCACCCGUGCCACCUUUUACAAUUUUUCGCGUCUCGGCUGGGCGAUCGCAGUGUCGUGGGUCAUAGUGGCCAAUCACAUGGGAUGGGGAGGUACAGUAAUCCUAUAUGACCGUAAUUCUCAUGUUCUUUUCCCUCCAGGACCCAUCGACGCGUUCAUGUCGCAUCCGAUGUGGCAGCCGUUCGGAAGACUCUCCUACUGCGCCUACAUCGUCCAUUUCUUCAUUCUCUACUGUUACCUGAAUAUCAACGACACCAGUAUCCACUAUUAUUCCACUUUCCAAAUUGUAAUUCUCAAAAUCUCAUCAGAAUGGAAUCUAUUUUUCAAUAUUUCCAGUUCAUCUACUACGCAGUUCCGGCCACCCUCCUCUCCUACAUCUUCGCCUUUUUCUGGAGUUGUCUCUUCGAAGUUCCCGUUCUAAAGUAGGACUUUUUCAGAGAACAACACUAUAAUAUCUGUUCAGAUUGGAGAAAAUGAUGAUCGAAUCGAUUCUGAGUAACGGAAAGUCUUCUGGAAAAGAAGGAGACGUAGAGAAACAAAAGCGAUCAGAUAUCAAAACUGAAGAACAACUCUGGGACACUUCCGCUUCUACGAGUACUAAAUUUUAA